AUGCUCAUCAUUGUUCUAGUUAUGGCUGAUCAGCACCUUCACACCCCCAUGUACUAUUUCCUGGGGAAUUUGGCCUGCUUGGAGAUCUGCUACACUUCCAUCAUCCUGCUCAGGCUGCUUUCCAGUCUCCUGACUGGGUACAGAACCAUGUCUGUCAUGGGCUGUAUUACACAAAUGUAUUUUUUUGGUUCUUUGGCAGCUGCAGAAUGUUACCUCCUAGCAGCAAUGUCUUAUGAUCGGUAUUUGGCAAUAUGUAAACCACUGCAUUAUCCUACCUGUAUGACAGGCAGGUUCUGCCUUCAGCUCACAGCUGGAUCUUGGAUAAGUGCAUUUCUGGCUAUUAGCAUAAUAGUGUUGUUCGUGUCACAGUUAACUUUCUGUGGCACCAAUGAAAUUGACCAUUUCUUUUGUGAGCUCACCCUGGUGGUAAAACUCUCCUGCAGUGACACCAACGUGGUGGAAUUUUUAAUGUUCCUAUUUGCCUCCAUUUUCACUCUACCUCCAUUUCUAUUAACCAUUAUCUCCUAUGUUCUUAUUAUAGCCACCAUCCUGAGAAUCUCUUCCGUCACUGGAAAGCAAAAGGCAUUUUCCACCUGCUCCUCUCACCUCAUAGUUGUUACAGUUUUCUAUGGGACACUAAUGAUUGUCUAUGUGUUACCGAAAAACAACAAACUCAGAGUUUUAAACAAAUUGUUUUCUGUUUUCUACACUAUCUUAACUCCUAUGGUCAAUCCCCUUAUAUAUAGCCUGAGAAACAAAGACACCCUCCCUAUGGAGGAGUUAGGCAGUGGAAACCUCACCAUCAUCUCUCACAUCCUCUUCCUGGGAUUUGGGGACUUCAAGGAACUGUAG
Messenger RNA from Gopherus evgoodei (Goodes thornscrub tortoise), 852 nucleotides. Its product is annotated as olfactory receptor 11A1-like. Gene Ontology annotation, cellular component: membrane. Gene Ontology annotation, molecular function: olfactory receptor activity; G protein-coupled receptor activity. Gene Ontology annotation, biological process: G protein-coupled receptor signaling pathway. The transcript has 2 exons. NCBI's taxonomy places the organism in Eukaryota, Metazoa, Chordata, Testudines, Testudinidae. The coding region runs from base 1 to 852 and encodes 283 amino acids. The record is from RefSeq and is a predicted model, not a curated record.